AUGGUGGUGGAUGACAGCUCCGUCGACCGUGAUGUCAUCACCGCUCUCCUCUGGCGGUCCAAGUGCACAGUCACCGUGGUGGAUAGUGGAAGGAGGGCACCGGAGAUAUUGGAUUUGGAGCCGAAUGUGAGCAUGAUCAUCACGGACUAUUGGAUGCCGGAGAUGACUGGCUACGACCUGCCCAGGAAGGUCAAGGAGUGGUCUGAGCUCAAGCAGAACCCCGUGGUGAUCAUGUCCUCCGAGAACGUACCCACAAGGAUCAGCAGGUGCUUGGAAGAAGGCGCGGAGGACUUCUAG
This is a messenger RNA of Phragmites australis (common reed), 297 nucleotides long. Its product is annotated as two-component response regulator ORR7-like. The transcript is spliced from 5 exons. Gene Ontology annotation, biological process: cytokinin-activated signaling pathway; phosphorelay signal transduction system. The record is from RefSeq and is a predicted model, not a curated record. NCBI's taxonomy places the organism in Eukaryota, Viridiplantae, Streptophyta, Magnoliopsida, Poales, Poaceae. The coding region runs from base 1 to 297 and encodes 98 amino acids.